Messenger RNA from Vicia faba (fava bean), 1092 nucleotides. Lineage: Eukaryota; Viridiplantae; Streptophyta; Magnoliopsida; Fabales; Fabaceae. The record is from the annotation of a GenBank genome assembly.
AUGGAGCUUUUAGAUACCGAGGAAGCAUCGUCGUCGAAUAAUGAUGAAGUAAAAGUCACUAUUAAUACUCGGCUUAUUUGUGGCCUUCCAGAUGAUAUUUCUCUUUUGUGCUUGGCAAGAGUUCCUAGAACAUAUCAUUCAGUUCUGAGGGCUGUUUCAAAGAGAUGGAGGGACUUAGUUUCCAGCAAAGAGUGGCUUCAUUAUCGUAGAAAGCAUAAACUUGAUGAGACAUGGAUCUAUGCUUUGUGCAGGGACAAAUUGGAUCAUGUUUGCUGUUAUGUUUUGGAUCCAACCUUGUCGACAAAAUCUUGGAAGCUCGUUCAUGGGCUUCCGCCUCAUAUCGUUAGAAGGAAAGGCAUGGGUUUUGAAGCUUUGGGAAAUAAGCUUUUCUUAUUGGGUGGCUGUGGCUGGUCUGAAGAUGCUACCGAUGAGGUUUAUUCAUACAAUGCUUCCUCAAACUCUUGGGUUCAAGAUGCUUCAUUGUCAACUGCUAGGUGCUACUUUGCUUGUGAGGUUAUGGACGAAAAACUAUAUGCUAUUGGUGGCAUAGGUUCAAAUUCAAGCGAUCCUCAUUCGUGGGAUACUUUUGAUCCUCGCAUCAAUGGUUGGACAUCUCACAAAGAUCCAAAUAUUGUUCCCGAAAUUGAAGAUUCAAUAGUCAUGGACGGAAAAAUAUACAUCCGAUGUGGCAAAUCUCCUGUAACACCUCACGUGUAUGCUGUUGUAUACGAACCAUCAAGCGGCACAUGGCAGCAUGCAGAAGCUGACAUGGUUUCAGGAUGGAGAGGUCCUGCGGUUGUUGUGGACAGAAUCCUUUUUGUUUUGGAUCAAAGUUCAGGUACCAGGCUAAUGAUGUGGCGUAACCAGACACGCGAGUGGAUACCAGUUGGUAAGUUGUCACCGUUGCGCACAAGACCACCCUGCCAACUCGUUGCAGUUGGUAAAAGCAUUUAUAUCAUCGGAAAAGAGCUUAGCACUGUGGUUGUUGAUGUUGGCGAUAUUGAAAAUACAGGAAGGUUGAUGGUGGGUUCUUCUAUACCUAAAUUAGUCUCUGAUUACAAUGUAAUUAGUUGUAAAUGCUUGUCAAUCUGA